AUGAACGGUGCCGUCGACCAAGAUCUGGCUUCGGCUUUCCGACAGCAUCUGCCAGAUCUGAGCACACCACGCUUCCAGAUCUCAUCACAACAAAGUCCCUAUGAAUACUCUGAGGCCUUUCAGAAGAACCAUGUUCCACCCUGGCUGUACAACCUGACACAGGCCUGGAAGGAGCUUCUGGAGGAGCCUUACACAGGCGUGACAUCUGAUGGGCAUAUCCGCGAAGGUCUUUUCCGGGAGGAGGACCUCGGAGCCGACAUUGAAGGGAUAGUCAAAGCCACAGAUUCCGUCCUGUCCAAAUUGGAUUCUAAGCAGAAGGAAAAGCUUCGAUAUCCUCUGGGAGCCAAAGAAUGGCGUUGCUGGUCCAACCCAGAGUUCCUCCUUCGCCCAUUUGGACUACGACUAGAAGAACUUCCAGAAGAUGUCGCACAGUCAAUACUUGCCGUUAUCGCUGCCACAUUUUCCCCCGAAGGGUAUGAAAAGGCUCUCUCAGCCAUGCGCAUCAAUCAUUUUCUUGGUGAAGUAUGCGAAGUGCCCAGAAUCAUGAACCAGUAUUCUUACAAUUUCCUGCUGUUUGGAGAGCCAUCAAAUGAUCAAGCUUGGGGCUGGUCUUUGUAUGGACAUCAUCUCUGCUUGAAUGUUUUCCUGAAGGGCCGCCACAUCACCAUUUCUCCAUGCUUCACAGGCGCGGAACCGAACCUGAUUGACAAUGGUCCAUGGAAAGGCACGGCUAUACUGCACAAGGAAGGCGAUCUUGGCCUCAAAUUGAUGCAAAGCUUGCCAAGGUCAUAUCAAAAGGAAGCGCAGAUUUAUGAGCUGAUGCGGGAUCCAGCCAUGAAGCAGACCGGGGAUCUCAAAACCGAUAGAUGGAACCAAGAUGAUCAACGGCAUCUGUGCGGAGCAUUCAGAGACAACCGCGUCGUGCCCUAUGAGGGCAUCAAAGUCUCGUCGAUGACUCCUGAGCAGCAGCAGCUCAUCCUCGAUAUUGCUGAGGAGUUCUCGUUAUAUCUCCCGGCCAAGGCGCGACAAAGGAGGAAAGACCACAUCAGUGAGCACUUCGACGAAACAUACUUCAGCUGGAUAGGCGGAUAUGGAAACGACGACGCGUUCUACUACAGAAUUCAGAGCCCGGUGGUUAUAUUCGAGUUUGAUCAUCAUUCAGGAGUCUUCUUGACAAAUAAGGAGCCAGCAAAGUUCCACACUCACACAAUCUGCCGUACGCCAAACGCUGGAGACUACGGACAAGCACUCCGAGAUCCGCAAGAUCGUGUACCAUAG
Molecule: messenger RNA, 1278 nt
Organism: Pseudocercospora fijiensis CIRAD86
Lineage: Eukaryota; Fungi; Ascomycota; Dothideomycetes; Mycosphaerellales; Mycosphaerellaceae
Exons: 2
Coding region: 1-1278 (425 amino acids)
Source: RefSeq, a predicted model, not a curated record